Molecule: messenger RNA, 754 nt
Organism: Drosophila hydei
Lineage: Eukaryota; Metazoa; Arthropoda; Insecta; Diptera; Drosophilidae
Product: multiple coagulation factor deficiency protein 2
Exons: 4
Coding region: 86-601 (171 amino acids)
Molecular function (GO): calcium ion binding
Source: RefSeq, a predicted model, not a curated record
CAGUGCGACAAUGUGUGAUGCUGCUUGGCCAGCCCUGAAUAAUGAACAUAUACACAAAUUAGCCAGCAACUUGUUUGGUUGACUGAUGCACAAAAUGUACAAUUUGUCGAAUGUGCUUAACUUUAUCAUAUGCAUGGCUAGCUUCAGCCAAUCCUUUGAUGGCACCUUGGCAGUGAAGCGUGGACCCCAUCACCCACGUGGGGAGACCCGACGAGUGGAUCAGCAUCUUACCCAUGAGGAGCAUCGUCUUGAUGACGAUCUAAAGGACAUGGGCAUACAGGCGAGCCUAGAUGAUAUGAGCGAGGAGGAAAAAAUAUUUUACAUGUUCAAGGCGCAUGACAAUGACAAUAACAAUGCCCUGGAUGGACUUGAGAUGAUUCAAUCGGCCAUGCAUCAUAAUUAUGAUUACCUGAAAAACGACGAACGUAACGAUUAUCUGUCGAACGCAAGCGAGGAACUGGACCACUUUAUAGAUGCUAUUGACAAAUUUCUGCUGAUUGCGGACGAUAACAACGACGGACUGCUCCACUACCCGGAGUUUGUGAAGGCCGUUACCGGAGGCAAGGAGCAGCUGGCCUUGGAGCGGAACAUGCUCCGCUAAACUGAACGCCGAACAUCGUCUCUUGAUACAAUAAUAGAUAUAUCUUAGUUAAAUUAUAAUAUUUAGUUAAACACAUGUAUUUCCAUGCUGAACCGUUGAGACUGUACAUAGCACACACAAACACAUAGCCGCAGCCUAAAGCAAUACUACAAU